AAAAUCGGCUCGUGUUUCUCGUCGCUCACACAAAACGCUGCGAUAAUGUAAAAAAAAAGUGAUUAAAACGCGUACAUUUUCGGUUUUGCGAUUAUACAAGUAUUUAACUGCGCCAUUCGUAGUUGAAGUGAUAGUUGAAGCCGGACGUUAUUCAAUCACCUCAUUCCUUCUUCCUUUUUUUUUUGGAUACAGUUGCGGAAAUGACGGAAGCGUUAUUCCAGAAAAUUUGCGAUAGAUUUAAUCAAUAUUUCCGUGAAUGAUACCGAUACACUCGUUUCGCGAAACUCAAUAUUACGUUGUUGCGUUGCUUUCUCCAAAGUUGCUCUACAUUACACGUGUGUGUACACGUGUACAGAAUAUUACUUAGCGCACAGUAAUUCGCACGGAGUUACAUACCACAUUCACAUUCAAGGCAAUAUUGAAAAAUACCACGUGAUAAUUCAACGAUAGUGAGGAAAACUGAGGCAAUGUAGUGUGAUUGGCACUGUGAAACGAAACCGUGUCUUAUCAACAUUAAACACAAUAACAAGAUAGCAAUAAAGAAGAAAUAUUCAACUAAAAAAACUCAACAGAAUCAUAACGUGGAACUAAUAACAAUAGAAAAUGUCAAUCAUUUCGUUCGUAAACUAUUGCAUUAUCAUGCUAUUGAUAAUCAAAAAUGAAGCCUUCGCAAAUCCCAUGUUACGGAAGGAUGAAGAAUUCACCAUUAGAAUCGUUCACACAAAUGACAUGCACGCGAGAUUCGAAGAGACCUCGCAAUUGUCGACGGCGUGUACACCAGCAGACUCCAAAGCUGGGAAAUGUUACGGAGGUUUCGCCAGAAUCGCCACUUUGGUCCGUCAAGCGAAAUCGGAAUCACCUUCGACGAUCUUCCUGAAUGCCGGUGAUACUUAUCAAGGAACCGCAUGGUACAACGUGUACAAGUGGGAGGCGGUUGCUUGGUUCAUGAAUCUCUUGAAGCCAGAUGCUAUAAGCUUGGGCAACCACGAGUUCGAUGACGGUGUAAUAAAUUUAAUACCUUUUAUACAAAAUGCCUCAUAUCCUAUCUUGACAACAAAUCUGGACCUCAGCGAGCAACCGGACCUGGCCGCCACAAAUUUGAAAAACAGCACAAUUCUCUUAGUGAACGGCAAAAAAAUCGGUGUGAUCGGUUAUCUAACGCCCGACACGAAGAUUUUGUCAAGUACAGAAAAAGUAAUUUUCAAAGAUGAAGUGGAGUGUAUUCGAGAAGAAGUUAAGAAGUUAAAGGAACAAGGUGUCGACAUUCUCAUCGCUCUAGGUCACUCGGGAUUUGAAACCGACAAGAAGAUUGCUCGGGAGGUCGAGGAUAUUGAUUUAGUAAUUGGAGGACAUACGAAUACCUUUCUGUAUCGCGGGAAAUCGCCAGACGUCGAGGUACCAGAAGGCUUUUAUCCCACAGAAGUGGUGCAGAAAAGCGGCAGAAAAGUCUAUGUCGUACAGGCAUACGCUUAUACUAAAUAUUUAGGAAAUUUCUCCGUAAGUUUCGAUAUUAAAGGAGAGGUAACACAUAUAGAAGGAAACCCGAUUCUCGUGGAUGCUAAUGUGGAACAGGCGGAAGAUGUACUGAGAGUGAUAAACGAGAAAAGAGGACGCAUCGACAAGUUACAACAGCAAGUGAUUGGAAGUACGCGAGUACUCCUGGAUGGAGACAGCAAGAAUUGUAGGCGGCAAGAAUGCAAUAUGGGAAAUUUGAUUUGCGACGCUAUAAUCGAUUACUACGCUAGAGAAUACGUUGAUAAAAAAGGAUGGACAGAUACCGCUAUUGCGGUGCAGAAUAGUGGCAGCAUCAGAUCAUCCAUCACCAGAGAUAGAAAUGAUCAGGUCACUCGAGGAGAUAUCAUAAGUGUCUUGCCCUUCGGAAAUGUCAUUAUCAAAGCUUCCAUGACAGGAGAACAGAUUCUUUCAAUGCUGGAGUGGAGCGUUCAUAAUAUCGAUAAUAUAACUUCUACUGGGAAUUUAUUCGGUGCUUAUCUGCAAUUUUCGGGAUUGCAGGUGGUUUACGAUGUGAGUCAACCACGGAAUUCAAGGGUAGUUUCGGUCCAUGUUCAAUGCGCAGCUUGCCGAAUACCAACGUACAGUGAGCUUCAAAAGAAUACCACUUACAACGUCUUCAUAAACAAUUUCCUUGAAAAAGGCGGAGAUGGUUUCCACAUGCUACAAGGUCUUCAAACAACCUCCCUCGGUGUUACUACGGAGCAGGUAUUAGAACAGUAUUUUCAAAAACAUAGCCCUGUGUAUUCAGGAGUGGAGUGGCGGAUUCUAUACAAAAGUGGCGACAAAUUUAAAAAUUUAAGUAAUAAUCUUGGGACAACGCAUCGUUCAGUUGGAUUGACGAUUCUUUUAACAAUCGUUACUUGGUUGUCGUUGACGUAACAGAAACACUAUUUCAACUUAAAUAAAUAUAGGCGGACGUAUAUCGAAUUCUUUAAUUUAACGCUGUAUCAUAUUUUACAUUACCUCAAUAUUGUUUUUAUAUCUUCAAUCACGCGUAACAAAGUGAGUGAAAAGAUACAUAAGGGAAUAAUAUACAUAUAGGACAAUAAGAAAAGGAGAAUAUAAACACACAAUAAUGUCUGCCGUAAUUUUAACAUUUUAAAAAUAUAACAUAUGCAAUGUAAUUAAUUUAUAUUUAUUAA
Messenger RNA from Cyphomyrmex costatus, 2657 nucleotides. Its product is annotated as protein 5NUC. Gene Ontology annotation, biological process: AMP catabolic process. Gene Ontology annotation, molecular function: nucleotide binding; metal ion binding; 5'-nucleotidase activity. The transcript is spliced from 9 exons. The record is from RefSeq and is a predicted model, not a curated record. NCBI's taxonomy places the organism in Eukaryota, Metazoa, Arthropoda, Insecta, Hymenoptera, Formicidae. The coding region runs from base 604 to 2394 and encodes 596 amino acids. Gene Ontology annotation, cellular component: plasma membrane.